Molecule: messenger RNA, 2636 nt
Organism: Suricata suricatta (meerkat)
Lineage: Eukaryota; Metazoa; Chordata; Mammalia; Carnivora; Herpestidae
Exons: 3
Coding region: 100-933 (277 amino acids)
Source: RefSeq, a predicted model, not a curated record
GUGUCUACACGGUCAGCAGGACUGCUCCUGACUAGAGUGUCUACGUGGCCAGCUGCCGCUGCCCGAGGAGAGGGGGAGUCAAGGACCUCACGGCGAGGGAUGAUUCCAGAUGCAUCUGCGGCAGGAAGGACCCCCUCGGUGGUGUUCCUUACACUGCCGCUUGGUUCCCAAACAGCUUCCCCCUGGCACCUGGGUGUGCCUCGGCUUCCCUGUGCGGGUGAUCGUGCCCUUGGUGUGCAUCUCCCGCCUGUGCCGAGGGCGCCCCCGCUCACAGCCCAGGGGCGAGGCCCGCGCGUCCUGGGACAGCUGUGUGGUGUCGGGGCGGGACAGGUCCUGCGCGGGAGCACGCAGGCGGGCGGCCCCCAGACAGACUGUGCAAGCGUGGCUGUGGCAGCGCGCUAUCGCGGGGCUCUGAGGCCGGAGGCUGGAGUGGGUCUCACGGGGUGGCACCAAUGCGUGGCAAUCUGGGUCCGCCCCCGCACCCGAGGAAACGGUUCCCUUCCCUCCCAGGCGCUAGCUCCGCCUCCUGCUCUGAGCUCCUUGCUCCGCGCUCCAAGCUCGCAGCACUGUGUUCCGCCUCAUGUGGCGUCCUCUUCUGUGGCGGCUCCCCCUCUGCCUGUCCUCCAGACCCCCGGGGUGACACCCGCCCUUCUCCCAGGCCCCCGGGGUGACACACACCCCGCCAACUCAUCCAGGAUGUCUCCCCUUGCGAGACCCUCCGUUCGCCCCGUCUCGGAAGCCUGUAGGGCCGUGGUCACCGGUUCCGGGCAUGAGGGCGUGGACAUCCCCCGGGGCCCACGGAAGUUACCCACACAGCCCUGUGCCCCCGGACGCUUGCAGGAGGAGCUGAACUCUGCUCCGGAGGAGACGGUUUUAACGUUUGGACCAGAGUGGGCUCGCAUAUCAAUUGCUGAGCGGGGACUUUUAACCUAAAAGGGGUCAGAUCACAAAGUUAGAGGUCACCCUGGUCCAACGCAGACCGGAGUAAGAACUGACCUGUGUUCAAGGGACACAAGGAAGCCCAGGGGCCAUCAGGCUGAGCCGCAGUGCCCACGUGCCCAACAGGCCACCUUUGAUGGCCAGUCCCCCGGGCACGGCCACCUGGUGACCCACGGCUUCUCUGCAGAAGGAACUUUCCAGAACCCCUGGAGGAAGUGGUUUAGGGAAGGCCCUGAAGGAUGACACUGCUCACGCUCGGGUGGGCUUCACACACGCUCUGGGAUUUGUUAGACCUCAGUGCUGGUGGCUGCAGAGCCGGGGCACACACAUCAGUCAGACUGGGUGCUGUGUGGGCGACCCAGGCUCGGUCAGGGUACCCUGGGGGUGACUCUCUCUGCUUGACUAGAGGGAAUCAAGGGCUUGGCUGUAAGGUGGUCUGGGCGGGUCCGGAAGGUCUGCAGUGGACGACGUCUGCCUGGUAGGAGCUCACAGAGCAGCUGCUUCCGACCCCUCAGAGGGGGUCCCAGGAGGCCGUGCGCUAGCAGCAGCUAGGGGUGCCGCAGGGAGCAGGCCUGAGGACCAGGGUUGGGCAGGAGGGCCGGCAGCACCCAGAGGACUGACAGGAGGGGGCCACGCACACAAAGGGCUUGCAGCUCAUGGGCACGCACACAACAAGCUUGCAGCCCACGGGCACGCAGCAGGCCGGCUGGCAAGAGCUGGGCAUGCAGCAGGCCACCUGGCAGGGGCUGGGCAUACAGCAGGAUGCCUGUCAGGGGCUGGGCACACAGCAGGACACCUGGCAGGGGUUGGGCACCCAGCAGGCCGGCUGGCAGCUGGUGGAGCAGCUGGUGUGGCACAUGGUGACUCGGCGCUGGAGUGGAGUCAGGCGGGAGGACGGGGCUGGUCUGGAGCCUCCAUCCCCAGGAGGCCUUUACCCCCGGGCUGUGGCGUCCUGGCAACAAGCCACACGGGGGCCUUCCUCCCAGGGACCUGGCUCUCCUCCUCUUCCUCCUGUGUGCGUCUCUUCCUGGAGGCUCUGCUGGAAGUGACUAGGUUCAGGAAGCUCUGUCUCAGCCCCGAGGCUCACCGUGACCCUGUGAUUUCUGGACUCAGAGCCCAGGUUGGAUGGAAAAGGACCGUCCGCAGGGACAGGGGACUCCACCUCAGGAUGUUCAAGGUCCCCCCAAGUUUACAUCCCCUGCCCCUGUCUGCACAAGCACCGUCCUACUCGCUAGACUGGCCGUGGGAAGUGGGGGGUGUCUCCCGUUCUGACUUGGAAACCCAGCGAUCCAGAGGGUCUUCCCAACAGGCCGGAGCCAGGUGGCCAGGCUCCUCCUCAGGGAGAGCCGUGCUGAUGUUGUUGCAACAGCAGUAAUGAGGGGCCAUGCCGGGCGCCGUCCUAAGCGUCCUGUGGGGAUCCACACCUGCCACCGUUUAGGGGUGGGUGGGCCACGUGCACGGAUGUGCAGUGAGUUUGGAAGGGCCUCGGCUGGGUGCACGUUCUCCCCGCAGUGCCGCAGCGGAUCUGAGCCAGCUGGUUUCACUCUGGAGCCUGCGGUCCUCACCAUCGUGCCCAGUUGUGCUGAGGCGUUGGGGGUUUUCUGAGCUGCCAGUCUGACGCUGUGCGCCUGCGGCCGAGCGCCCACACCGAGGACUCCCCGCUGCCCCCGGGGCAUCCCCACCUCUGCAGCAGUGCC